AUGAAAGUUACUGUAGAACAGUUGCAGCAGGAGCUAGAAAAGCAAGGGCUAAUGGAUCUUGUUGAGAAGCACAGGGGAGCAGAGGAGGUCCCUCACCUCCUCAAUCGCUUUCUUGUCGCGAGGAAGCACAAGCUGAAGGACGCAAUGAAGAUGAUCAGGCAAGACCUGGAGUGGAGGGAGACAGAGAAAGUGCUAGAGAUUAGGAAUCGAACGUCAAGGGAAGUGCUCAACGCAGAGAUCAAUCCUCAAGGGAAACAGCUUCACGAUGAGCUCUUUCCGCACGGAUUUCUCGGCACCUGCAGGAUGGGGAGGCCAGUCCUGUACCUCCGGUUCGGCAGGGACUUCGAUGCGGAGAAGCUGGAUAAGAACGCGCAUCUCACACACGAAGACUUGGCGAGAUACAACAUCUGGAUGAUGGAGAGGGUUGCUGCCAAGAUGAACUUCGAGGGCCAGUGGGUGGUCGUGGUUGACCUGGAAGGAUGGCAUCUAGGUCAGAUGACAAUCCGAAACAUGAAGUACGUGAAGCAAUUCGCGGACAAGAACUCCCUGCACUAUCCCGAGAGGGCAGGAAAGAUUUUCCUCAUCAAUGUUCCUUCUGUCUUCUCCAAGUGCUGGAGUCUGAUGAAGCCAUGGCUGGACGAUGUGACAAGAGAGAAGAUAGGAUUGUACCGCUCGCCGGAACAGUGGAUCCCUGCUAUUAGCGAACUAAUGGACUUGUCCAUGCUGCCCAAGCGGGUCGGAGGGAAUGCGAAUCUCGAGUACGACAGCCACUCUCUUGACCCCUCAGAUAGCGAGUACAGGACAGUGACAGCUUAG
Messenger RNA from Guillardia theta CCMP2712, 816 nucleotides. RefSeq lists its product as hypothetical. Gene Ontology annotation, molecular function: phosphatidylinositol transfer activity. Lineage: Eukaryota; Cryptophyceae; Pyrenomonadales; Geminigeraceae. The record is from RefSeq and is a predicted model, not a curated record. Bases 1 to 816 code for a protein of 271 amino acids. The transcript has 5 exons.